AUGCAAUCCCACAAUAAAAACUUGUUUAAGAGUUCAGUGUCAGAGUCACUAACUUCAACGGCUCCACUGUUGAGUAAAAAUAUCUAUGAUCAGACUCUAAAUCGAAUCCGUAAUGCUGAAGUAAACUUGUCUUGUUUUGCUUUUUUAUUUAGUGAAUUAAUUCAAAGGAUUCAGUCUCAAGUAUCUGGUAUUCAAGAAUUUGAAGAAAAACUAAAUGAACAUGGAUAUCGAGUCGGACAAAGGUUGGUAGAGCUGGUAAUUUGGAGAGAAAGAAAUCCCAGACGUGAAAUUCGAAUACUGAACAUUCUUCAAUACAUCCAUUCUACGUUAUGGAAAUACCUUUUUGGACGACAUGCAGACUCUUUGGAAAAGUCAAAAGAGAAUGAAGAUGAAUACAUGAUCGUUGACAACAACCCUUUAUUCAACAAAUUUAUUUCAGUUCCUAAGGAAAUGAGUCAGCUCAAUUGUUGUGCUUAUUUGGCAGGCAUUGUAGAAGGCUUUCUGGACAGUGCGCAAUUCCCUUGUAAAGCUUCCGCACAUACUGUACCCCUCGCUCAACACACUCAAAGAACCGUUAUCCUCAUCAAAAUUCACUCUUCUGUCUUGGCUAGGGAAGAAAUUAUUGGGUGA
This is a messenger RNA of Schizosaccharomyces osmophilus, 630 nucleotides long. RefSeq names its product TRAPP I, II and III complex subunit Trs31 (gene trs31). The record is from RefSeq and is a predicted model, not a curated record. Gene Ontology annotation, biological process: endoplasmic reticulum to Golgi vesicle-mediated transport. Gene Ontology annotation, cellular component: TRAPPIII protein complex; TRAPPII protein complex; TRAPPI protein complex. The transcript has 4 exons. The coding region runs from base 1 to 630 and encodes 209 amino acids. NCBI's taxonomy places the organism in Eukaryota, Fungi, Ascomycota, Schizosaccharomycetes, Schizosaccharomycetales, Schizosaccharomycetaceae.